CGACUAUAGGCGCUUCUCGAUUUGCAAACUUACAUAAGUAUGAUCCACAUAGUGAAACGAAUGAACGGCUACCGGACACUUUCCUACAGUUUACUUAAGUUGAGUUAUUGUUCUUUUUUACUAUAUAGCUACGUAAUGGAUUAGCGGAGAACGACGACGAAUCGUGGUAUUUUAACAAGUUUGUCCAGCGGAUGAAUAAUCGGCAAGCUUUGAACGGCAUCGAAACGGUACUGCGGGAGAACGUCUCUUUCAUUUCUCGGACGAAUCCUUAUGUUAGUUUGUCGCGUGUUGUCGACGCGAUAGUACUUUGCGUGUUUCAGUCUGUCGCGACAUUUCUCAACUGGAACGACAGGGAAACGUGUCAACGCGGCAAAAGUCUAUUCUAAUUACAGAAUCAGGAAAUCAAAAUGCGAAGGAAAUCGACUCUACCUCUUUUCAACGCACUACUUCAGAGUUAUUUUUGGAUAAUGGUUGUAGCCAGUGAUAAACUUCGCGUGGCCUAUCAAUGGAAACAGCUUGAGUAUGAAUGGCCAAGUAACGAUACCGAACUUCUAUUCCCAGAAUACAAGCAGGAAGAUAAUCUUCCCCUUGGCCUUGAGAUUACAAAUACUAGGAUCUUCGUCACUGUGCCAAGAUGGAGACGUGGUGUAGUUGCUAGUUUGAAUUACUUUUACAUUAACGAUACACGCGAGUCUCCUAGUUUGAUCCCGUAUCCUUCUUGGGAGGCGCAUCAAUAUCGAGCUGGAAACGUCCCAGAGAUCAUUUCAACGUUUCGAAUUCGUGCAGAUCGCUGCGAAAGACUAUGGGUUCUUGAUACAGGAUUUACUGAUAUUUUGGAUAGUCCAGAACAGCAAGCUCCACCAGCAUUACUCAUUUACGAUUUAACAGACGAUCGUUUACUCCGAAAAUUUAUUAUUCCGGAAGAUCAAAAAACACCUGACUCUCUUUUUGCAAAUAUCGCCGUCGAAGAUUAUUCUUGCGAAGAUACAUUUGCUUAUCUGGCUGACUUAGGUGGUCCUGGACUCGUUGUUUAUUCGUGGAAGUCGGAAAAUUCGUGGCUUCUUAAACAUCAUUUCUUUCAACCAGAUUCUCAAGCUGAAGAAUUCAAUGUAUCGGGAAUUUCGUUCCAAUGGACCGAUGGUCUCUUCGGUAUGGGUCUUGCACCAACUAACGAUGGCUAUAGUGUAAUGUAUUUCCAUCCACUUUCUAGCACCAUGGAAUUUUCAGUUAGUACUAAGUUACUAAGAGAUCCUGAACGUGCCACUUCUCCAGACAACUUCCAUGAAUUUCAUGCCUUAGGAUCUCGCGGACAUAAUGGUCAAAGUAGCGUGAGCUUUUUAGAUCCAGACACCGGAGUUCUGUUUUAUGCAUUAGCUGUUUUGAAUGCUAUUGCGUGCUGGAAACCUCAAAAUACGUUCACAAUCGAGCAACAAGAUUUUAUUUAUGUAGAUAACGUCACAAUGGUUUUUCCCAACGAUUUAAAGAUUGAUCGAAAUGGGAAUAUUUGGAUACUCUCGGAUCGUUUGCCUACUUUUAUGUACUCUCGCCUGGAUCCUGAAGAUUAUAAUUUUAGAAUCGUUACGGGUUCGGUUAAAGAGGCUAUAAAAGGAACUGUUUGUUCGAUGAAUCCAUCUUCGACUACAAACAAUCCGCACGAUUCUAUGACAGAAGUACAGACAGUGUAUCCUAAACAUCCAAAAAUGGCCGAGAAUUCCGGUUACGUUCACAAUUCUGAAUUGACUUCUAUACUGAUUAUCGUUAUAACAAUUUUUGUGAGAAUAUUUGUCUGAGAAUAUAAUUGUAUCAUUUUUAAUAACUCUAACAAUUUAUGGAGCAUUUCUCGAAAUAUCGAGAAUUCGAAUUUCGAAAAAUAUCGAUGCUUAUAUACGAACAGGAAGAGAUUGAAACGAGAUGCUUAGGUAACGGGUUAAGUAAUAAAUAAAUGAAUGUUAUGCUUGGUUUUCUCUGUAUUAUGAUAUAAUCGAUUUCUGCAAAUGUCGUAUAUGAUUGAGUUUCUUGUGUAAUAUAUGUACCUUAAUGUAACGUUUCGUACGCAUUCUUGCAGAAAGAGCUAUUUUAUUUAUAAUUUACGCAUCAUCUUGAAUUUUGAAAUAUUGAUAUUUCCUAUAAUUACUUAAAUAACUUAUCUACAACAUACAAGUUUUUCCUUGUUAUAUUUGAAUUGCAUAUAAAUAUUUUUGGAGGUCUUGAUUGUAGUACUUAAAUAUUGAAGUUUAUAAAAUACACGACUGAUCACAUAGUA
Bombus pascuorum is the source of this 2263-nucleotide messenger RNA. RefSeq names its product protein yellow (gene yellow-b). NCBI's taxonomy places the organism in Eukaryota, Metazoa, Arthropoda, Insecta, Hymenoptera, Apidae. The record is from RefSeq and is a predicted model, not a curated record. Bases 408 to 1790 code for a protein of 460 amino acids. Gene Ontology annotation, cellular component: extracellular region. The transcript has 6 exons.